Messenger RNA from Penicilliopsis zonata CBS 506.65, 1773 nucleotides. RefSeq lists its product as hypothetical. Lineage: Eukaryota; Fungi; Ascomycota; Eurotiomycetes; Eurotiales; Aspergillaceae. Gene Ontology annotation, biological process: mating projection tip cell wall disassembly. Bases 1 to 1773 code for a protein of 590 amino acids. The record is from RefSeq and is a predicted model, not a curated record. Gene Ontology annotation, molecular function: glucan endo-1,3-alpha-glucosidase activity. The transcript is spliced from 2 exons.
AUGUGGCUAUUCUGGCUACUCACGGCGCUGACAUGCCGGGUACAGGCCAAGGCAGUGUUUGCCCAUUUUAUGGUCACCAACUCGGAGAACUACACGCUGGCCGACUGGGAGAGUGACAUCUCGCUGGCUGUUACCGCGCACAUCGAUGCGUUCGCGCUGAACAUCGCCGUGGGAGACACGGCCAACUCACAGCUGGCCAACGCCUUCACGGCGGCCGACUCGCUGGACUUUAAGCUGUUCAUCUCGUUCGACUACGCGGGCAACGGAGCGUGGUCGCAAGACGAGGUGUACGAUAUCCUCAGCGAAUACAUCGACCUGGACGCCUACUACAUCACCGACGACCAGCCGCUGGUGUCGACGUUUGAGGGCCCUGCCAACGCGGCCGACUGGACGUACCUCAAGGAGUACUUCAACUGCAUGUUCAUCCCGGACUGGUCGUCGCUGGGGGCCAAGGCAGCCCUGGAGCUGGGCACGGCCGACGGCCUGUUCAGCUGGGCGGCCUGGCCCUGGGGGGACACGGAGAUGAACACGUACACGGACGCCUCGUACAUCCAGUACCUCGACGACCUGCCGUACAUGAUGGCCGUGAGUCCGUGGUUCUUCACCAACCUGCCGGGAUACAACAAGAACUGGCUGUGGCGCGGCGACCACCUAUGGUACGAGCGAUGGAACCAGGUGCUGUUCCUGGACCCGCCGUUUGUAGAGAUCAUCUCGUGGAACGACUAUGGCGAGUCUCACUAUAUCGGCCCCCUGCGCGAUUAUGCGUUUGCGGCGUUUUCCAUCGGCGAGGCCCCCUACAACUACGCCGACGAGAUGCCGCACGACGGCUGGCGCGCCUUUCUACCGUACAUGAUCGAUCUGUACAAGGAGGGUACGGCCACCAUCACGCAGGAGGGGAUUGUUGCGUGGUACCGGGUGAACCCCAAGACAGCGUGCGACACGGGCGAUACCUCGGGCAACACGGCGAGCGAGCUGCAGCUCGAGUUCGAGCCGUACGACAUUGUCGACGACGAGAUCAUGUAUUCCGCGCUGUUGGGGUCCACGGCAGACGUCACCGUCACCGUCGGCGACACAGAGCUGACGGGGGCGUGGACAUCGACCCCCGACGGGGGGAUAGGCAUCUACCACGGCAGCGUCUCGUUCUCCGGGCUGACAGGCGACGUGACGGUGGUGUUGAGCCGCGAUGGGGCCUCCCUGGCGACGGUGGCGGGCAAGGCCAUCACCAGCGACUGUACAGACGACAUUGAGAACUGGAACGCCUGGGUGGGCAGCGCGCUGUCUUCGGCCACGGUCUCGGCCACACCCGCCCUGUCGGUCUCCGACCAGGUGUGUGUGAAUGGCACUGGGUGGGAGAACUUUGAGGGCAUCUGCGGCUUUGCCUGUGAAUACGGGUACUGCCCCGUCAGCGCCUGUACGUGCAACCUGAUGGGCGCCCAGAAGACCGCCCCGAACGCUACGGGGGUCGAGGGGUACCCGAUCGCAGGCGAGGACGCCAGCUACGACGGGCUCUGCAGUUAUGACUGUAACCAUGGCUACUGCCCGCCGAGCGCCUGUUCGACGGUCUCGGCGGCGCUGUCGACCCCAACCGUGUCUGACUUCACUCUGCCUAGACAUAGAUACGGCAGUAUACCAGCUCCUGCCAGCCUAGUACAUAAUUUACAAUAUCACCUGCAUACAAAACUAUGUCGUCCAAAUAGUCAUGGCCCGCCUUUCAGUCUAGCGUUUAGCGGCCGGUAUUAUGGUGGCUCCAGCCCUACGCCUGUGAAAAAGUAA